CUCUUCACUCAGUGUUCGGCUCUGAUCACACUGAGCUCAGACUUCCAUACAGAUUUACAUCAGGGUUUCACACUUAGUUUUUUUGUUUAUUUUUUAAAAUUAUUUAAAAUUAUUAUUAUUAUUAUUAUUAUUAUGGAAAAGGAGAGCCGGCCAUCAUGGGAGACUCCGACGGAGUUUGUGCUGGCGUGUGUGUCAUAUGCCGUUGGUUUGGGAAAUGUGUGGAGAUUUCCUUAUCUGUGCCAGAUGCAUGGAGGCGGAGGGUUUCUGAUUCCAUACAUCCUUAUGCUCAUUUUGGAGGGAAUUCCUCUUUUCUAUUUGGAGCUCGCUGUGGGACAGAAGAUGCGUUUAGGCAGCAUCGGAGCAUUCACUUCCAUCAGUCCCUACCUAGGAGGAGUGGGGUUUGCAAGUGUCAUAACAUCCAUCUAUCUGUGUUUGUAUUAUAACAUAAUUAACGCCUGGAGCUUCUGGUACCUUUUCCACUCUUUUCAGGCUGUGUUACCAUGGGCUCAGUGUCCAUUGAACUCUAAUCAUUCAGGAUAUUUAGAGGAGUGUGAAGUCGCCACUCCAACACAAUAUUUCUUUUUCCGUGAGACACUGAACAUUUCCUCAUCCAUUGAUGAGCGUGGGGUCGGUCUUCACAUGGGUGUGGCACUCUGCCUCCUGCUGGCCUGGAGCUUUGUCUACCUUUUUAUUAUUCGAGGAGUCAAAUCUACUGGCAAAGUGGUGUAUUUCACUGCAACGUUUCCAUACCUGGUUCUAAUUGUAUAUCUGAUUCGUGGCAUCACUCUAAAAGGAGCUCUAAAUGGAGUGAAAUACAUGUUCACUCCAAAGCUGGAGCAGUUGGCAAAUCCUCAGACCUGGAUUAAUGCUGCUACUCAGAUCUUCUUCUCUCUUGGUUUGGGUUUUGGUUCUCUCAUAGCGUUCGCCAGUUAUAAUGAUCCCAAGAACAACUUUGAGCAUCAGGCCAUCGCCGUCGCUCUCAUUAACAGCGGAACGUCCAUUUUCGCCAGCAUUGUCACUUUUUCCAUCUACGGUUUUAAAGCCACUUUCAAUUACGAAAGCUGCUUAGAGAGGAUGAGGUUUUUACUUCUAAACACAUUUGAUCUUGCUGAAGAUGCUGUUACUAAAGAAAACAUAACCUCAUGGAUCAGUGAGUUAAAUCACACACACCCGGAGAAGUUUGCACUCAUUCAACACAACCUGGAGCUCUGCAGUCUGGAGGCUGAACUGGACACGGCUGUAGAAGGCACCGGCCUAGCAUUCAUUGUGUACAGUGAGGCGAUCAUGAACAUGCCAGUUUCUCAGCUUUGGUCUGUUCUCUACUUCUUGAUGUUGCUGAUGUUGGGAAUGGGAAGCAUGCUGGGAAACGUCACAGCCAUAAUAACACCGCUGAAGGACUUUAAAAUUCUUGCACAAACCUUUAGCGAUGCCACACUCAACGGUCUGGUGUGUCUUCUCUGUUUCCUGCUGGGUUUGGGUUUCACCACACCUUCGGGUAAUUACUGGUUUGCUGUGUUUAAUGAGUAUGGUACAACGUUCUCAUUGCUCUUCAUCGUGCUCACUGAAGUUGUCACUGUUUCCUACAUUUAUGGACUGAAGAGGUUUGAGAAAGACAUUGAGAACAUGCUGGGUCAUCGUCCAAACUGGUAUUGGAAGAUCAUGUUGGUUUUUGUGAGUCCAUUACUGCUGAUCAGCCUCUUCAUCUUCUACAUUAUAAAUUACAUUCAGGGAGGAACGCCGACCUACCAGGCAUGGGAUAAAACCACGGGAAAGUCAGCUAAAAUGGAAUAUCCUGUUUAUGGUCAGAUCUUCAUUGGUCUUCUCCUUGUCUCAUCAGUGAGCUGUGUCCCCAUUGCAGCAAUUUAUGCUUUCUGUUCAAGACGCAAACGGGCAGUAACAGUACCUUAGGAAAUCAUCCACCAGAAUACUCACUAUAACAUCUACCACAUUGUGCACUACGAAAAUUUAAAUUAAAAUCUGAAGCUUUUUACAUUUGAAAUAAUUUGUAAAUUUAACAGAAGAGUAAACAUAUAUGAGUAUUUGAUGUGUUUAAAAUAGUUUAAUAUCUUAAUGCACAGUUACAAGUAGUAUAAUUUGAAUCAAUAUAAUAUGAAAAAAUAUCUGAUUUUAAAGAUAUUCUAUGUAGUAAAAUCAACUUUACAAUAAAUGUUUUGUUCUUCUUUGUGAAAAUGUAAAAAUUACAUUUGCAAGGUGCUGUAAGAGAUGUAUUAAUGGUGCAUUAUUUGCACCAGAACUUUGGAUUAUAACAUGUUGCAUGUUAAUGAUUGCAAAAUCUAAAACACUUGACCAAGUUUCGAUCUUCUGAUGCUGCGAAGCUUAAAUGCAAUUUAACAGCUUCAUAAAAAUAAUUAAAAAAUGUAUGCAAUUUUUCUAUCAAGGGGAAGGAUUUUAUUUUAUUCCUUCAAGUCAUGUGUAGUAAUUUUUUAUUGUUUUCUGUACAACCCAAAGCACAUUUUAUAUAAUUGUAGAUUAUUCUCUUUUUCCCAGUGUUCAAUUGUCGGAGCUCCAAAGGUUCGUGUGUAAUUAAACCUUCAUUUUUUUAUUUUUACUUGGUUUUAGCUAAUCUGGUUUAGGAUGUUAAGCUCAUUAAUGCCUUUUGUUUUCUUGAGUCAUGUUGUAUAAUUUCAGUCAGGAAUGUGAGUUCAGUUUAAAGGUCAGAGAUUCACUGGGAAUAAAGUUCACAGCAGUGCAAUCUGAAAAUACUUUACCUUGCAGAAGUAAAAAUCCAAAAACUUAAUCAGUAACAAUGAUGGAAAAUACAAUAGCUAUUUGUUCUCUAUUGUUAUCAUGCUAGUGCUCAGGAGACAUGAGACUCAAUAAUAAUAUUACUCUUAUGGAUUUUAAUUUAAUUAGCAAAUACAAUAUUUGCACUUUAUUUUCUUUCUUUUUAUUGUCUGUACAUGCAUGAUCACAAACAUUUAAAGGCUGAACCAGUGGAGACACAAGUUUUGUAAAAGACAACAAAAUGCACGGUGAGGCUAAAGGCCACAGACAUUUAUCAUUAAACCUGCUAAAGAAAACUAGAAAAGAUUAACAAUCAACACAAACGUGUGUGCCUUUUUUCACAGAUGAAGGAAUGUUAGUUUCACACAUUGAAUUAUUUUAGCACAGCUACAGUUUAACCUGCAGAUUUACUUGCUUAACCUUUAAUCUUCUUCUUCUUCUUAACAUUUGAUGUCACUCUUAAAACUGUGAAAGAGUCCAAGUCUGCUUUAUACUAGAUUUAGAAAAG
Clarias gariepinus (North African catfish) is the source of this 3253-nucleotide messenger RNA. Its product is annotated as sodium- and chloride-dependent transporter XTRP3A-like. Gene Ontology annotation, cellular component: plasma membrane. Lineage: Eukaryota; Metazoa; Chordata; Actinopteri; Siluriformes; Clariidae. The record is from RefSeq and is a predicted model, not a curated record. The transcript has 11 exons. Gene Ontology annotation, molecular function: L-proline transmembrane transporter activity. The coding region runs from base 133 to 1908 and encodes 591 amino acids. Gene Ontology annotation, biological process: sodium ion transmembrane transport.